AUGAAUGGUGAUGAAGACGGAGAGAUCCGAGAAAAAGUGGAGAAAUACACACGGAUGUUAAGCUGUGAUAAUAAAAUUGGCCAUGCUUUGAGACGCUUAGCAAACAUUAAUAUGACAUUGGAGCUAUUAUCGGAGACAGGAGUGGGAAAAGCAGUAAAUCAAUUGAGAAGUCACGAGCAGUAUGGCACGAAAGCAUUGCAAAUCGUCGAAAAAUGGAAAGAUAUAGCACGGAGUUGUGGCUUGAAACAACGGAAGAAACGAUUUCUUUCACCGUGUUCAGAAGGAGAAAAUCCUCCAAAAAAGUCGAAGAAAAGAAAUCGGAGAAAGGAAAAAGAAAACAAGGGUGAGCAAGAACCAGAUGAUUGUGCUGAUGAAGUUCACUGUAAUAAAACUAGGCCAUCAAGUAAUGGACUAAAAAAUGCUUGUUCGGGGUUGAGCUUUGCAGACAUGUUAGCUCGGGCUGAUAACGUUAGACCUCCUAAACUCAAGAAAGUGAGAACUGAUUGUAAUGAUUGGAAGUCAUCGAAAGUGAAUGUGAACUAUAAACCAUCCAAAAUAUUAAAUUUUGAACCCGUGCUGAAAAAACACAAUUCUGACAUGUCCAAGACAUCUGUGUUGGAUGCGUUAAUGUUUAAACCACGUAAAUCAGUGUGUAAAAUCUAUGCGGGACGCCUGAGAAAUGAUACUGCUAAGGUGGUGCCAACGUUGCAGAAUUUAUGUAUUAAAAUAUUAAUUGCUAACAUUAAUUCAAUUGAAGAAGUUGGCGACACGCCAUAUUUUCUGCUGAAACCAGUGCUUGAGAAAUGUUCCUUGAAUCAGUUAUGUUUGAUUGAAAGGCGAAAUCCGCAACUAAUGGAAGAUAGUGAUGAGUUGUGGGAGCGGAUUGUAAAUCGUGCUUUUCCAAAAUGUGAAACAACAGCUGACGAAACAUGGCGAGAAUGUUAUUAUCGCUUAUGUGAAGAAAAUGAACGUAAACUGAAGUUGCUUUCAACAAAAAUAACUCAGCAUAAUCGAGAAGCAACAGCACCGGUGAAAACUGCGCUGCUUGCGGAUGCAAAGGCCCCACGUGAUGUCCGUCGUCGGCAAAUACGCUAUGGCACUCAGCAUGCUAGCCAUCCGUUACCAUCUGCUAAUGAGAUUUCAAAAGCACGCAAGGAAAUUUUUGAUAAAGGAAACAAAGAAGCCUUGACAAAUCUACCACAAGCAAUUAGAAACACCAGUUCUUCGUUAGGUUCGCACUCAGAAAAGAAGAAAAUGAUACCGAAAAAAGGAGCGUUGAUGAUAAAAACGCUAAGAAUGCUCAAUGUAAGGCGCAGAAAAUAG
This is a messenger RNA of Brugia pahangi, 1323 nucleotides long. NCBI's taxonomy places the organism in Eukaryota, Metazoa, Nematoda, Chromadorea, Rhabditida, Onchocercidae. The record is from the annotation of a GenBank genome assembly.